AUGGAUAAGAGGAUAUCUUCAUGUGAUCGCCGCACACUGCUGACAAGCAUGGCCGUUCCACUUUUGCUACCACCAACCAUCGCUCAUGCAGUCAUGGCGAACUCUCAAAACGUGUUCAAGGUGGGACAGAGUCUAUCCAUGGCUGAAGCAGAAGCCAGGUUCAAAGAAGGACAAAAGAGUGCCAAGUACUUACUAGACCACUACGAUGAAAUCUGUCAGGGAGGCGGUGACAAUGUUCGAAGAUACCUCGGAACCGUCGGCACCACCUCGGGAUUGUUCGGCAUUUCCAAGGUCAUGACAGUCUUGGCCGACAAGGCCGAUGAUUUCGUCGAAUACACGGAAUUGUCCAAUGAAAUCCUCAAGUCCAUACAGCAAGCGGAUGGAUCUUCCUACAUGGCCAUUUUUGUCACCACCUCAACCUCUCAAACUCCUCCCUCCAAAUACUUUGGUGAUGCCAAGAUUGAAAUCAAACGGUGUAUCAAAGGGUUAGACGAACUUGCAGCACUGAUUGGCAUAUAG
Molecule: messenger RNA, 519 nt
Organism: Seminavis robusta
Lineage: Eukaryota; Bacillariophyta; Bacillariophyceae; Naviculales; Naviculaceae
Source: the annotation of a GenBank genome assembly